Molecule: messenger RNA, 1367 nt
Organism: Linum trigynum
Lineage: Eukaryota; Viridiplantae; Streptophyta; Magnoliopsida; Malpighiales; Linaceae
Source: the annotation of a GenBank genome assembly
GCAAAAGAAUGCUCGGUCCUAACUCAAGAGGUAAAACGGGAAGUUUGGCUCUCUGUCAAGUUAUACAUCAACCAAUGCUGUAACAUAGCUCCCGGAAUCGAGAUCAAAUGGACACCUAAAAGGCAUUGUAUGACCAGUCGACGCUAGGAGGUUCGCAAUGAUGUUUCCUUCCUGUAACACGUGCUCCACUCGAACCACCGAGUCCCUCUCUAUCAUUCGCUAGUUUGCAUUGUCAGCUGGAUGUGAGGACUAGAAAGGCGGCACCAAGUGCACCAACUCCACUACAACCCGAGAAUCUGUCUCCAGUACAAGCUUUCGAACACCUAGGGUCCAUGCAUACUGCAAUCCCUGUAGUAUCCAUAUCAUCUCUGCUUGUGUUAUCGAUCCUCCCCCUAAAUUUGUCGUAAAUGCACUCAAGAACCGAUAUGCUUCAUCCCUAACAACUCCCUUUGUCGCCGCACUCUGCUGGAAUAAGAAUAUCAUAUUCAUAUAUGAUAAUAUCAUGAUUAAAAAUUUUAUAAAGUUAUCUCUCUUUUUGUUCGAUAAAUGAUUGUUAGCCCAAAAAUUAAAAUUUAUAUAUUGGAUAAAAAGUGGAAAUUAACCUCAUAUUUCUCUUUCCCCCCCUUUUUACUAUAGAAAUGUUCUAAAGUAAAAAAGCACGCGGGUACUCGGUAGAUUCGCUACGCUUGCCCGCACCACAUCAACAUUCCUUCUCUCGACUCAAUACGUCCCAAAAUUUCUGAUCGGAGAGCAUCCUCAGUUCACACUCCCAACUGAAAACCAAAACUCGGCAGCGACUCAGAAUAAACCGAUCUCAAUCGGCGGAGAUGAUCGUCUGCGUCGCCGUCGUCGGGCAUCAGAACAAUCCGCUGUACAUUCAGAGCUUCACGGAGGCGGACGACGCGUUGAAGCUCCAUCACAUCGUUCACUGCUCCCUCGACGUUGUCGAUGAGCGAGUGAAUAAUCCGAAGAAAUCCGGGCCAACUCUGAACGAAACGUUUCUGGGAUUGCUGUAUCCGACUGAGAAUUACAAAGUGUAUGGAUAUCUGACUAACACGAAGGUGAAGUUCAUCUUGGUAACAACGGAUUUAGACGUCAGAGACGUGGAUGUGAGAAAUUUUUUCCGGAGGUUCCAUGCUGCAUAUGUUGACGCCGUCUCAAACCCCUUUCACGUACCGGGUAAAAAGAUCACAUCAAGGACUUUUGCAGAAAGAGUUAGCAACAUUGUCAAGUCAUUUGGGCUGAGCUCAACUUGAUUGCAUAUUCAGUAAUCUUUGGUGAAACCUGUUGACAAUGUGAUCUUGCUCCUUUUUUUGUUCCAACCAUGGUUGAAUUCAGAAGUUUUGUAACAAAGAUAUAGUUGUUAA